UUUGAUCUGCUGUAAAUCAGUAGGAACUGAUCUGUCCAUGCUGGAUAUUGAUGAUUUCAUCAUAGGAAUCUCUCAGCUGAAGAAAGAGGUGACAUCACUGAAGACAAAACUGAUGGAGAGAGACGACAGGUUACAGGAGCUGGAAAAGGUUUCCUGUCAAUCUUCAGUGUGUGUGACUGAUGGGACCUCCACAGAAUGUCAGGAUUCCGUGUGGAGCGGCAGAGAUCAGUCCACACCACAGCGACUGCUGGACAAACUCUCUGAACAGAGAUCCAGAGACACACAGGACUCACAGCUCACUUUACUCUGUUCUACUGACGGUAAUCAGGGUGAUCAAACCCCCACAGAGUCUCAGACUUCUGUCUGUAACGCUGGAGAACAGCAGAUGCUGCAGAUACCAGUGAAGAUCGAAGUGAAACAGGAGGAGAUAAAAGUAGAGGAACAACAGAGUAAUGAAGAUGAUGAUGAUCAAACCUCCACAGAGUCUCUGACUUCUGUCUGUAAUGCUGGAGUACAGCAGAUGCUGAUGACACCAGUGAAGAUCGAAGUGGAGCUGGAGGAGAUAAAAGAAGAGAACACAGUAGAGGAACAACAGGGAGACGUAGAUGAUUAUGUUUCCUCAGAUCUGAUGGAAGCGAAAGAGAACCAUCAAGAACUGAAUAAAGUGGAGGACCAACGUCAGUGUCAGAAACAUCAUGAUUUUAUAUCUGGAGAAAAAUCUUUGAGUUGCUCAAAGACUAAGAAGAAUUUAUCACCAGAAAAGCAUAAAAGAAAAGCAGCCAAAAAUACUUUCACCUGCUCACAGUGUGGAAAGAUUUUCACAAAUAAGAUCUGGUUUAAUAGACACAUGAAAAUUCAUAUUGGAGAGAAACCUUACACGUGCCAUCAAUGUGGGAAACGUUUUGCAUAUACAGUUUGUCUCAAAGGUCAUCUCCGCUGUCAUUCUGGAGUGAGACCAUUUAAAUGUGAUAAGUGUGGUAAAACAUUUGUUUUGAAUUCAAGCCUAAAAAAACAUCUGAAAACUCACACAGAUGAGAAGCCUUACAAGUGUUAUUUUUGUGGAAACCGUUUUGCACACCUGUCCUAUUUGAAAAAGCACCAGAAAAUACAUACCUGUGUGGGGGCUCAUAUGUGCUUUGAAUGUGGGAAGACCUUUACUACAGCCGGCAGCAUGAAACAGCACCAAAGAAUUCAUACUGGAGAAAAACCUUACAAGUGCUCACACUGUGAAAAGAGUUUCACUCAGUCACAAGACCUAAAAAAACAUGAGAGAAUUCAUACUGGAGAAAAACCUUACAAGUGCUCACACUGUGAAAAGAGUUUCACUCAGUCAGAAAACCUGAAAAGGCACGAGAGAAUUCAUACUGGAGAAAAACCUUACAAGUGCUCACACUGUGAAAAGAGUUUCACUCAGUCACAAGACCUGAAAAAACACAAGAGAAUUCAUACUGGUGAAAAACCUUACAAGUGCUCACUCUGUGAAAAGAGUUUCACUCUGUCACAAAACCUGAAAACACACAAGAGAAUUCAUACUGGAGAAAAACCUUACAAGUGCUCACACUGUGAAAAGAGUUUCCCUCAGUCACAAUACCUGAAAACACACGAGAGAAUUCAUACUGGAGAAAAACCUUACAAGUGCUCUCACUGUGAAAAGAGUUUCACUCAGUCAGAAAACCUGAAAAGGCACGAGAGAAUUCAUACUGGAGAAAAACCUUACAAGUGCUCACACUGUGAAAAGAGUUUCACUCAGUCACAAGACCUGAAAAAACACGAGAGAAUUCAUACUGGAGAAAAACCUUACAAGCGCUCACACUGUGAAAGAAAUUUCACUCAGUCAGAAAACCUGAAAACACAAGAGAAUUCAUACUGGAGAAAAACCUUACAAGCGCUCACACUGUGAAAGAAAUUUCACUCAGUCAGAAUACCUGAAAACGCACAAGAUAAUCCAUACUGUAGAGAAAUCAUACAACUGCUCUUCAUGUUGGAAAAGUGUGUUUAAAAAAAAAAAAAAGUUUAGUGUGUGAUGUGUUACCAGGUACCAUUUUGCCCCAGACUCUGUAUCUUGGGUGGUGGGGCGGUCAUUCACAUUGAAAGUGGACACACAAACGCUUGGGUCUUAACCAGUGUCAUGAUGGCCAGGCUGACCUUUUCGAGGGGCUGGAGUUUGGCUGGAGUGCCCUGUUUUCAGGAGUGGUGCUCGGAGUUGGGAAGAGUGGCAGCUUUUGAGGAAGGAGCAUUUAGAAGAACAGGGAGGUAUAAAGUGUUCGUGGAGAAAUGGGGUGGGCAUUUGACAUUUGUAGAUGUGUGAUUUAUUGUUGUUUUUAUUUGUUGUUGUUUUUUUGCUUGUGUUUCUCUGUCAUUUGGGACCACUGUUAUGUUG
Xyrauchen texanus (razorback sucker) is the source of this 2380-nucleotide messenger RNA. Its product is annotated as zinc finger protein ZFP2-like. The transcript is spliced from 3 exons. The record is from RefSeq and is a predicted model, not a curated record. NCBI's taxonomy places the organism in Eukaryota, Metazoa, Chordata, Actinopteri, Cypriniformes, Catostomidae. Gene Ontology annotation, cellular component: nucleus. Bases 38 to 1900 code for a protein of 620 amino acids.